AUGCGUUCCUCUUCCCUCAUUUCGGCUGCUGCCUUUUUCAAACUCAGCACAGCUGCCUAUACCCUGGAGGAUGACUACACGACGGACUUUUACAGCAAGUUCAACUUCUUCACUGGCUUCGUGAAGUAUGUCGACGAAGCUACCGCGAAGUCGACAAACCUCAUCAACGCGACCGCCAAGGGAGCGAAUUUUGGUGUCGAUGUUACAAACAAGACACCAGAGGGUCGACCCAGUAUCCGCCUAGAGAGCAAGAAGAAGUAUGAUACCGGGCUCAUCGUUCUGGAUGUCACACAUAUGCCCUUCGGCUGUGGUACCUGGCCAGCAUUCUGGACUUUUGGUCCAAACUGGCCAACGGGCGGCGAAAUUGAUAUCCUUGAGGGUGUCAAUGAGGCCACGCACAACGGUAUGACAUUGCAUACGGGCCCGGGCUGCUCGGUCGGACAGGACGUUUCCCAAUUCUCGGGCUCAGUUGUCACACCAAACUGUGACGUCGCCGCCGUGGGUCAGGGAAAGAAUGUAGGAUGCUCCAUCAAGGACCCAUCCCCACAGAGCUACGGCGCUGGUCUCAACGAGGCCGGUGGCGCAAUCUUCGCAACGGAGUGGAACUCAGCAGGCAUCAGUGUAUGGCGCUUCGAGCGCGGCUCCGCCCCUGCGGAUGUGCUUGGUGACGCCCCCGACCCAACCAAGUGGGGAAAGCCAAAUGCCAAGUUCGCCGGUGCCUGCAACAUUGAUCAAAUGUUCGCAGAGCAGCAGAUCAUCAUCGACACGACCUUCUGCGGAGAUUGGGCUGGAGCGGAGACCGUCUGGUCAAACGCCACGACCGGCUCGUGCGCAUCCAAAGCUCCAACCUGCAAGGACUGGGUCCGAGACAACCCGCAGGCAUUCACUGACGCAUACUGGGAGAUCGCCGCUUUGAAGGUUUACCAGAACGAUGGAGCUACUACCCCUGUAUCUCCUUCUGGCUCUGCGCUUCCCUCCGUCCCUGUGGCUCCUUCUGGUACUGUUCCCUCUGUCACUCCAGUCGUACCAACGCCCAGCCCUGCUACGCCUGAAGUACCUCCCCAGAACCCUGUUACCCCAGUCGUACCAACACCCAGCCCCGCUGCGCCUGAAGUUCCUCCUCAGAGCCCUGUUGUACCUGUAGUACCAACGCCUAGCCCUGCUGCACCCGAAGUCCCGCCCCAGAGCCCAGUCGUUGCUCCGAUCAAUGCGGCACCCUCUCCCGCACCGAAUGGCGAAAAUGGCAUGCCAGGCUGGAACUGGCCACAGGCUGGCAAGCGUCGUGGUGCCCCAACUCUUGGAUCAACCCCCGGAGCCACCUCUACUUCAGGCUCGUACCCGGCAGGACCAACAGCUGCUCGCAUGGCGAGGCGGCAGCAGGCUGGGAAGCGUGAUGCUUCAUCUUUCGGAGCCACCUCUACUUCAGGCUCGUACCCGGCAGGACCAACAGCUGCCCGCAUGGCGAGGCGGCAGCAGGCUGGCAAGCGUGAUGCUUCAUCUCUUGGAGCCACCUCUACUUCAGGCUCAUACCCUGCAGGACCAACAGCUGCUCGCAUGGCGAGACACAUCAUGGAUCACAGGCGCAGGGUGGCACAGCACCGCGCUCGCAUGUGA
This is a messenger RNA of Parastagonospora nodorum SN15, 1614 nucleotides long. RefSeq lists its product as hypothetical. The coding region runs from base 1 to 1614 and encodes 537 amino acids. Gene Ontology annotation, molecular function: hydrolase activity, hydrolyzing O-glycosyl compounds. The transcript has 3 exons. The record is from RefSeq and is a predicted model, not a curated record. Gene Ontology annotation, biological process: glucan catabolic process. NCBI's taxonomy places the organism in Eukaryota, Fungi, Ascomycota, Dothideomycetes, Pleosporales, Phaeosphaeriaceae.